GGGCUGUCAGCUCCAGAGGACAUCAGCCCCGAUUUUUUAUUGUUCUGUGUGCCUCGCAUAGAGCACAGAUUGCUUAAGAGAAUGGCACUCCGUGGAGUUUGACCCGGGAGCCCUGAUAGUGAAAAUAAUGCACUUCUCACCAGAGCCACGGGAGACCAAAAGAGUAACUUCGGUCAAUUAGUUUAACUUUGACUAUAAAUAUUCCUUCUCAUCCCUUGUGACCCUGUUAACAGCUCCGCUGGCAAACCCCGAUUCUCUGGCAAUAUUUAAGCUGCCUGUCAGUUGGCAGAGCCCUGCUGGUGCCCGGCGCGGGGAGCAGAAUAAGACCCGGCUGAGCGCAGUGUGUGCAGCAGGCCAGGCUGUGCCCAGCAGCCAUGGAGCCCAGCAGCGUGCCCCCAGCCUCGGUGACCCCCUCGUGGGAUGUGUUCCCCCAGCAGACCCUGGAGCCCGUGGACAUCGCUGUGCUCGUGCUCUAUUUCCUCUUCGUGCUGGCCGUGGGGCUCUGGUCCAUGUGGAAGACGCAGCGCAGCACCGUCAAGGGCUAUUUCCUCGCCGGGGGACAGAUGGUCUGGUGGCCUGUGGGUGCAUCCCUGUUUGCCAGCAACGUGGGCAGCGGGCACUUCAUCGGCCUGGCGGGCUCGGGAGCUGCCUCGGGCAUUGCAGCCACAGCCUACGAGUGGAACGUGGACAUGUACGCCGGGGCCCUGUUCAUCCAGCAGGCCCUGCACUGGGACCUGUACAUCGCCGUGGCCGGGCUGCUGGCCAUCACUGCUGUGUACACCGUGUCUGGUGGCCUGGCAGCUGUGAUCUACACGGAUGCCCUGCAGACCCUCAUCAUGCUCAUCGGGGCCGUGUCCCUCAUGGUCUUCAGUUUCAUUGAAGUCGGUGGCCUGGAAGGUUUGCAGGCAAAGUACUUUGGUGCCAUCCCCAGCAUCCGGCAGGAGAACAGCAGCUGUGGGCUGCCCAGGGCAGACGCUUUCCACAUCUUCAGAGACCCCGUCAGCUCGGACCUGCCCUGGCCAGGGGUCCUGGUGGGAAUGACCAUCCCCUCCCUGUGGUACUGGUGCACAGACCAGGUCAUUGUUCAGAGGUCCCUCGCUGCCAAAAACCUCUCCCACGCCAAAGGAGGCUCCUUGAUGACCUCCUACUUGAAGAUUUUGCCCCUCUUUAUGAUGGUAAUGCCAGGCAUGAUCAGCCGGGUUCUGUUCCCAGACCUGGUGGCUUGUGCAGACCCAGAAAUUUGCCAAAAAAUCUGCGGCAACCCCUCUGGCUGUUCUGACAUUGCUUAUCCCAAGCUGGUGCUGGAGCUGCUGCCUGUGGGGCUCAGGGGCCUGAUGAUGUCCGUGAUGAUUGCAGCCCUCAUGUCCUCCCUGACCUCCAUCUUCAACAGCUCCAGCACCAUCUUCACCAUGGACCUCUGGAAGCACCUCCGGCCCCGCUGCUCCGAGUGGGAGCUGAUGGUCGUGGGCAGGGUGUUUGUGCUGCUGCUGACCGUGGUGUCCAUCCUGUGGAUCCCCCUGGUGCAGGCUGGCCAGGGGGGGCAGCUCUUCAUCUACAUCCAGUCCAUCAGCUCCUACCUGCAGCCGCCCGUGGCCGUGGUCUUCAUCCUGGGCUGCUUCUGGAGGAGAGCCAACGAGAAGGGCGCGUUCUGGGGGCUGCUGCUGGGGCUGCUGCUGGGUGGGGUGCGCCUGGUGCUGGAUUUCAUCUACCCCGAGCCGCAGUGCGGGCAGCCCGACACCCGGCCCGGCGUGGUCAGGCACAUGCACUACCUCUACUUCUCCAUGGUGCUGGGGGCCGUCACCAGCCUCACCGUGCUCCUGGUCAGCCUGGCCACCGAGCCCCCAGCCCCCGAACAGAUCAGCCGGCUGACCUGGUUCACCCGCGGGGAUGCCCCGGCCGCGCAGGAGGCAGCAGCAGCAGCCGGGCCUGGCCCCACCAAGGAGCAGCUGGAGCUGAGCCCCACUCCUGAGAGCGGCCCCGACUCCAGCAAAGGUGCAGCCGAGGCCAAGGGCAGCUCCAAGCUGCUGAGCACCGUGCUGUGGCUCUGUGGCAUGGAGCGCAGGCAGGAGGGGGCUGAGCCCCUGCCCAGGCCUGAGCCCCUGCCCGUGGUGUCCCUGGAGGAGGAGCCCCUGGUGAAGCACAUCCUGAACAUCAACCUGCUGCUCUGUGUGUGUGCUGGGGUCUUCCUCUGGGCCUACUUUGCAUAGCCGGGGGAUGCCAGGCACACACACCAUCUAAUCCUAACUGGUGUAAAUAUUAAUGAUUAGUGGAGGGUUAAUGUAAUUCUUAAUGCUUUCUAAAUUUUAUUUCUUUAUUUAAGAUAUUUUAAAGACAUAAUAUUUUCCUUAUUUCUAAUGGGGGCCUGGCUGUGCCUGGGCAGAGCGCUUGGCACUGGCACUGCCAGACCCCACCUGGCACCAACCAGCUGAGGAAGGUUGGUUUGGUUAUUUUAAAUAUUUAAUUUUGCUCUUUGGCCUUAGAGCACUGCCUGGAAUUCAGGAAGCCUGGAAUCUCUUCCUAUUUAUGCCUUGAUAACCAGCUACGACCCCUUGGGUCCUCCUCUGGUUCAGCUCCUCUGGCCUUGGGGGACAGCAGUGACACCUCGAGUGCCCAGAGCAGAGCCCAGGGCUGUUCUCUGUGCUCUGCUGUGCCUCUGGCUCAGCUGUGCCCGUUCAGCUCCUUCCCUGUGUGCAGUGAGUGCUCAUGGACCUGUCUGGGAGCUCUGGCUGAGGUACCACCACUGACACUCCAAUGGCAGCACCAGCACCAGCAUGGAAACCGCCCCACAACUGCUGCUGGGGGCACCUGAAGGACCUACACCAGCCAAACCCACCAGGUGUGCCAGGGCAGGGGUGCCCAGGGCCAGCCCCUCAUGGCCUGGGCACCCAGAGCCUUUCAGGGAGUGCCUCAGUGGAGAUCCCUGGGCUGGGCACCAUCCCUGGCCCUGGGCACCAUCCCUGGCCCUGGGCCUUGUGCAGCUGCAGAGAAACAUUAAAGAGUGAGAUUUUUGGUCCC
Zonotrichia albicollis (white-throated sparrow) is the source of this 3015-nucleotide messenger RNA. NCBI's taxonomy places the organism in Eukaryota, Metazoa, Chordata, Aves, Passeriformes, Passerellidae. The record is from RefSeq and is a predicted model, not a curated record.